Aphanomyces invadans is the source of this 1305-nucleotide messenger RNA. RefSeq lists its product as hypothetical. The record is from RefSeq and is a predicted model, not a curated record. Gene Ontology annotation, molecular function: cholesterol binding; ubiquitin protein ligase binding. Gene Ontology annotation, biological process: SREBP signaling pathway. The transcript has 5 exons. The coding region runs from base 408 to 1112 and encodes 234 amino acids. Gene Ontology annotation, cellular component: endoplasmic reticulum; endoplasmic reticulum membrane. Lineage: Eukaryota; Oomycota; Saprolegniomycetes; Saprolegniales; Verrucalvaceae.
CUUUGACCAUGGCGAUGGGCAUGGAUGUCGUGGUGGCUCUGGUAGGGGUGCUCUUGGCCCUCAUCAGCCAGAAACCCCUGCAUCGCAUCGAAGAAGGCUCCGUUGGGGUAUACUGGAGAGGCGGCAGACUUCUCAACGUGACGUCCACACCAGGGUACCAUUUGCAGUGGCCGAUCUUGACCACGCACUCCAACGUCCAAGGUCGGUGUGUCCCGCCUCCACUCCCAUGAGCACGCUGACGCGGUCGACUCGAAUAGUGUCCUUCAAAACGACUGUUGUCCAUGACGUUCCGUGUGGCACAGCCAGCGGGGUGCUCAUUCGGUUCCAUCAAGUCGAGAUUGUCCAUCGUUUGCGUUCUGCGUUCGUCCUCGAGUACGACUGUCGUCGUCGUCGUCGUCCUCCCAUGAAUGCCCUCAUACGUCGUGUCCAGCACCGUGCGAAACUACAGCAUGCGCUUUGAGAAGCUGUGGAUCGAAGACGUCACUUACCACGAGAUCAAUUUGCUCUGUUCAAAAUUCUCGCUCGAUCAAGUUUACAUUUCGCACUUUGACCAGCUCGACGAGCUCUUGCAAGCGCGCAUGUCUGCACUGCUUGCGGUGUGGGCUCCCGGGCUUGACAUCAUUUCCAUUCGCCUGACCAAGCCACACGUCCCAGAGGCACUCCGGGAUACUUACGAACUCGUGGAUCAGGAAAAGGCCAAGCUCCUGUUGGCCACCCAGGCGCAGCGAAACGUCCUGAAGCAAGCCGAAACCGACUUCCGCACUGCCGUCUUGGCAAGCGAAAAGGCUGCGGCGCUGAGCCUCAUCCACAUGGAGAAACUGCACGAGCAAGUGCUGGCAUCGCAGCACAUAUCUCGCAUUCAAGACCAGAUGACUGUGAGCCGCGCCAAGGAGACAGCCGACGCCACUUUUUACAAAGCGACCCUCGAGACCAAAUCGUUCCUGGCCAAGUUGACGCCAGCAUACCUGGCCUACCUCCGAGCCACAGCUGGACAGACCAAUAUUCGGUACUACUUUGGUGCGAACAUUCCCCAAGGCUUUGUGGACUCGGCCGCCGACGUCGUUGGGGUGUCUGACGCUCUCCCCGUACCUGGUCGUCGCGAUGGUCAUUAACCUGAACAAUUCCACGUGUCAAGAUGUCCUGGAACCCCGUCGAGUGCGGCGCCCGUCCACGUGCCAGCCAACAUGAUUGCUUGGCACCGAUGUGAUCUUCGAACGCUGUCACUAUCGCGACAAAGUGUAACACAGAGACAUCAUCGAUGCAACGUCGCCGCGCAUUUCGCAGGGUUGCCUUCGUGGUUUUGAG